Molecule: messenger RNA, 1839 nt
Organism: Ectocarpus siliculosus
Lineage: Eukaryota; Phaeophyceae; Ectocarpales; Ectocarpaceae
Source: the annotation of a GenBank genome assembly
AUGGCCAGCUCAGACGGAGAGGCGGUUGCUGCUCCGGCGGGGGGGGGGAAUGGUGGACCGAGGCUGGUUUGCAGGAGAAGCCCCGGGGGUAGCCCGAAGCGAUGCGAGUACGGCAGCCCUAAACGUUGGUGUAGGGAACGCCAGCUCGAGUCUGUGGCUUUUAUAGGGCAGGGGAGCGACGCCAACGUGUACCUCGUGCGCUGCAAGCUGACGGGGAGGAUGUCUGCCUUGAAGGUCCAGUUGAAGGCGGAGCACGAGAAGAACGUGGAGCGGGUGCACAUGGAGCGGCAAGUCAUGGUGGAUGCCCGCCACCCCCUCGUGGCCCCGCUGUUCGCGGCGUUCCAGGACAGGAUGUAUCUCUACCUCGAAAUGGAGUACUGCCCCGGGGGGUCGCUGGACAACUUUCUGAGGUAUUUCGUCAAGAGGAACCUCACGGAGGACGAAGCUCGUUUCUACGCCGCGGAGAUAUCGCUUGGGUUGGAGUUUCUGCACUCGAAAGGCUACGUGUAUCGAGAUUUGAAGGCGGCGAAUGUCCUGGUGGCCGCGUCUGGGCACAUCAAACUCACCGACUUCGGCAUCUCGGAGCGAGGGAAGUUAAGGAUUGAGACGAACGACAGAGUGCGGAAGAAGGAUAUCUCUCCGCCGCGACCCUUACCUCGGGUGAAGUCGCUCCCGGGCUUCAUAGCGGCUGUGAAAGACUCGCCAGAAUUGGCUCUUUCUACCUCUUCUUCUGGCUCACGGCCGGUGUCGAAGAAACCCGCCGGCGGCUCUGCGGCGGGAGUCGGCGUCGCCGGAGGUUCGUCUUCGGACGGCCAAGGAGGAGGCGUUGCCGAAGCGCGGACCGGGGGCCAUCGCCGAGCUUCCUCCGCCCGUGUUGCCACCACCACCAGCGGCAGCAGCUCCACCACCCCCAGCACCUCCUCCUCCUCCUCCUCUCCAGAUUCGUUGUCGGGUGACCCGCGUCCCUCUCUCGAGUCUGCGGUCACCGCCGGCGCUGGCGGGUCGCGUUACUCGUCGUUCUUUCGCCGGAAGAAGCGGCGGCAGCAGCAGCAAGAUGGGCCUGGGGCGACUCCGCCGCGGCCCCCGAGCCUGAACCUGGGCAGGCGGAUGCGGGGUGCAGGGGCAUUCAAGACAUCGGGUCCAGAAGCCCGCCUUCUCCGACGUCCCGCGGACGUGCGGGGAUGCGAAGAGCCACCGUCACCCUUGGCGAGGCUUCUUGGGGGGCUGCUCUCGGGGUCGCCGGAGUAUAUGGCGCCGGAGGUCCUGAUGCACGACCCCCAGGGGAGCGCCGUGGACUGGUGGGGUCUGGGCGUCCUGGUCUACGAGCUGCUGCUGGGCCGCACCCCGUUCGCCGGAGAGAACGGCAAGACCCGCCUCACGUUCCUCAACAUCAUGCACGGGGAGGUCCGUUUCCCGGAGCCCGGGGAGCGCGACGACGGGGACAUCAGCGGCGUCUGCCAGGAGUUCGUGCGGGCGCUGCUGGUCAAGGACCCCCGGGGACGCGCCGGCGGCGCGUCCCCGGUGCGGGAUCACGCCUUCUUCUCCGGGGUGCGGUGGGACCACCUCCUCGAAGAGGAACCCCCGCUGCGGCCUCCUCCCGGGUGCUGCACGGGGGCCGGGGGGGGGGCGGAGGAGUCGGCGGCAGCGUUUGUUGGGGUCCCCGCGGGGGAGAACACUUCUGGUUGGUGGUGGGACGAUGCGAUCGCCGUCGAGGACGAGGAGCCGGCGGGGUGGAGAGGGACAAGGGCGGCAGGAGCGGGAGGCAAGGAGAGAGAUUGGUGGCCGUUUGAUCGAUUCAAUUGGAGCGAUAGCGAGAGAGGCGCUCGAGUGGGGCAGUGA